UAUGAUCUGAACGGUAUCAACGACAGCGACGACUCAGACUCUUCAAUCGAGCUCGAGGAGAAGAUUGUUCGCGCACCCAAGAGAGAUACACUCAAGAAGAGCGAGAUCCAAAAGCUGGCAGCUGAGAAGAAGGCAGCGGCCGAGGAGGACGACGAAGAGGAAGAGGAGGAUGAGGAAGACAUCCCCAUGUCCGAUCUCGAGGACCUCGACGACGAGGAUAAGGAGGAUAUUAUUCCUCACCAGCGCCUCACCAUUAACAACACAACCGCCCUCCUCGCCGCUCUGAACCGCAUCUCAAUCCCCACCGACAAGUCCGUCCCCUUCUCCGCCCACCAGUCCCUCCUCUCCUCCGCCGCAACCGCCGAAUCCAUCCCCGACGUCCAGGACGAUCUUCAGCGCGAGCUUGCCUUCUACAGCCAGAGUCUCGAGGCCGCCCGUUCGGCCCGCAAGCUUCUCCGCCAAGAAGGUGUUCCCUUCUCUCGUCCCAAGGAUUACUUCGCCGAGAUGAUCAAGGAGGAUGCCCACAUGGAGAAGGUCAAGGCCAAGCUCGUCGAGGAGGCUUCCAAUAAGAAGGCCGCCCAGGAGGCUCGCAAGAUGCGCGACCUCAAGAAGUUCGGAAAGCAGGUCCAGGUUGCCAAGAUCCAGGAGCGACACAAGGCCAAGCGUGAUACCCUCGACAAGAUCAAGAACCUCAAGCGAAAGCGCUCAGAAUCUGGCGGUGCCGGUCUCGAUACCAAGGAAGCCGACAUCUUCGACGUCGGUGUCGAGAAGGAGAUGAAGGGCCACAACUCCCGUUCAGGCGCCGGCCGCGGACAAGGAGCCAAGGCCGGUGGCCACAAGCGAGCCAAGAAGGACGAGAAGUACGGCUUCGGUGGCAAGAAGCGCCACGGCAAGUCAGGCGAUGCCAUGAGCUCCGGCGAUCUCAGCGGCUUCGAUCCCAAGAGGAUGAAGGCCGGCAGCAGGGUGUCCAAGUCGCGGCCUGGCAAGGCGAGGAGAAAGGUCAUCGGCUCUCGAUAA
Molecule: messenger RNA, 1017 nt
Organism: Fusarium sp. VM40
Lineage: Eukaryota; Fungi; Ascomycota; Sordariomycetes; Hypocreales; Nectriaceae
Source: the annotation of a GenBank genome assembly